AUUCUCAUAAAACACUCAAAUUAAAAAGAUUUAGUUUGUUGACCAUUUCAUUUGAAGAGAAAAAAAACAUGUAAUUUGAGUGUGUGAUUAACAAAAAUUGUCGGUUAAACAUAUUUGAAAAAUUGAAAAAGAGAACCAAAACACAACAACGUUACAUUAAAUAUAUUGUAUAAUAUUUGUUGAAGAAGAACAACAACAACAACUAGAAGAACGAAAAAGCAUAGGGUUUGAAAACAAAAACUUGUCGAGUCCGCCUUUUUUGUUUGAACACAAAACACUGUUACAUUUUGAAUAUCUCUGUGUUCUUGGAUCUGAAUAUGCGAAUUGUUGAUUUCUUAAUCUUCUUUGAUAUCAAAUUCUGUUCGGAGUUUGAUCUGCCUGCUUUUUGAAGAGUUUGUAACUAUAAUGGUUUGCGGUAGAGUGGGAAUUGGGGUAUGCUUUUGUACUUGUUUGCUAGAAAAUUAUGGACGGUGACCAAAAAAUGGCCGUCUCUCAGGUGGAUGGACACAGUGACGGUGUUCAGAAAAUUAGAGCAGCAUUGCACGGGAGGACUACUGGUCCUGCAAGGCGUUCUACAAAAGGGCAAUGGACUCCCGAAGAGGAUGAGACAUUGCGGCUUGCUGUUCAGCGUUUCCAAGGAAAAAAUUGGAAAAAAAUAGCGGAGUGUUUCAAGGAUAGAACUGAUGUCCAAUGCUUACAUAGGUGGCAGAAAGUGUUGAAUCCCGAACUUGUAAAAGGGCCAUGGUCUAAAGAGGAGGAUGAAGUGAUGAUUGAAUUGGUGAACAAAUAUGGGCCUAAAAAGUGGUCAACUAUCGCACAACAUUUACCUGGACGUAUUGGGAAGCAAUGUCGAGAAAGGUGGCAUAAUCAUCUUAAUCCUGCUAUAAACAAGGAAGCAUGGACACAGGAAGAGGAGUUGGCUCUAAUACAUGCUCAUCAGAUUUAUGGGAACAAAUGGGCGGAAUUAACGAAGUUUUUGCCUGGAAGGACAGACAAUGCUAUUAAAAACCACUGGAACAGUUCGGUCAAAAAGAAAUUGGAUUCUUACUUGGCAUCAGGCCUGCUUACUCAGUUUCAGUCUGUACCUCAUGUUGGAAAUCCUAGUCAACCAAUGGUUGCAACAUCUUCAAGGUUGCAAUGUAAGGAAGAAGAUAAUGUUCUUCAGGGGACUGAAGGAGAUGAAUUUUUAGAGUGUAGCCACGAGUCACCCAAUGCUCUCCAAUUUCCAUCCACUAGAGAGAUGACCAGUGUUGACUCACAAACUGUAGGGGGAUAUAGGCCAAAUGAAGAAUGUAGUCUUGCGACGGAUCAUAGUCCAAGUCAAGCAUCCUGUUCAGAGCCAUGUUAUCUAGCAAUUGACGCUGUUACUUUAUGCAUCUCAGAAAUUGCUCAUCAUGAUGCAUGUUCUUCUGAAUUCAGUGAACGUAUGCAUGAACCAAAUUCUACAAAUGAGGAUGACCAGUUUAAUUUACAUUCCUUGCCCAAUAUUUCAUCAAUGGAAUUAGGGGAGGACUCCUCGCAGUUGCAAAGAGAUUGUACAGAACCUAGUGGAAUAUGCGGCUUGGUGAAUGUUCCAUAUCAAACUUCAGUGGAUUUAGCUGUUUCAACACCCAUGGAAACUGCAUCUAUGGAUUCUGCUAAACCAGAUCAUAUGUUGAUAACUGACGACGAAUGUUGCAGAGUCCUGUUUUCAGAGGCAAAAAAUGAUAGAUGUUUUAUCCCUGGAGAUUAUAAUAAAGGUGUUGAUGCUGUUGAAUUUUCUGGUCACCCUGCGGUUUGUCAAUCAUGUCAUAUUCAGAUUUCCGAAACUGGUGGAACCUCAACUCAGCCAAUAUCUUGUCCUCAGUGUUCUAAUAAUUUUAAAGGAAUGUUAUCCUCCCAAUCUACCCGUCCAGUGCAUUCUGCUGAGCAUGAGGAUCGACAGUUUGUCUCCAGAGCACAUGAUGACUUCACUUAUGCCAACGACACAUCCAGUUCUCGUUGUAUUGAUGCUAUAGAUAGUACAGUAAUGCAAGAUGUUAAGCAAACCUGUUAUCCAACAGAUGAAAAGCCAAACAAGGACACAAAAAAGGAGGACAACGGAGCACUAUGUUAUGAACCUCCCCGUUUUCCAAGCUUGGACAUUCCUUUCUUGAGCUGUGAUCUUGUACAAUCUGGGGGUGAUAUGCAACAAGAAUUUAGUCCUCUGGGUAUCCGCCAGUUGAUGAUGUCUUCUAUGAACUGCCUGACUCCGUCAAGGUUGUGGGACUCGCCUUCUCGUGAUGAUAGUCCAGAAGCAUUAUUGAAAAGUGCUGCUAAAACUUUUACGGGUACACCAUCAAUAUUAAAGAAACGGUGCCGGGAUUUGUUAUCGCCACUUUCAAAUAAAAGAAUUGGUAAGAAACUUGAGACUGACAUGACAUCCUCUUUGGCUGAAGCUUUUUCUAGUUUGGAAGCAGAUAUACUUUCUCCAUCUUCAUUGCAAAAGCAAAAUUCUGUGGCUUCUGGUUUUGAUGACGAUAAAGAAAAUUGUGGAGAAGCUGAUAAAGGUAAACAAGUAGAGGAGACAAUUAAAUCUGUAAUUUUGGAAGAAAAUAAGUCUCAAAGAGAUGCUCUUGACAGUAAUUCUCCUGGUAAGGUUAAGAAGCAACCUUUUGCUGUCGAUUCGAAAAUGAAGAUUGACGCUGCUGCUGAGAACGCGCAUCAAUCUUCUGGAGUUUUGUCUGAACAUGAUAGGAACGACCUUUCAUUAUAUUCAUCUGACCAAGUUGGUUUUAGAGACAGAGUUCCCAGAAACUCGAACAAUAGGAGCUCGGAAAUAGCUCCAAACCAGAGCAUCCCUUCAAAAUUAUCUUCUGAGAACCAAUGCUCAAGGUUUAGCUCUCCUUGUGUUCGUGCAAAGGAGCAUGAAAAUCUUACAGUUUCAGUUACUCGUGUAAAAGCUCCUGGAGCGAAUUUGAGUGAUCAGAGUAAAAAUGAUGGAGGUUUUGAAACGUGUAGCAUAUUUGGUGGAACACCUUUCGGGAAAGGUUUUGAAUCACCUUCUCCGUGGAAAUCUCCUUGGCUCAGGAAUACUUUUCUCUGUAGCCCCAAUCCUGAAUUAACAAUUGAGGAUUUUGGAUUUUUCAAGAGUCCGGGAGGUGAUAAAAGUUACGAUGCUAUCGGGUUGUUACAACAGGUCGGUGAACAAACUGCUGCAACAUACGAAAAUGCACAGGAGAUUUUGAAAAAUGAUACUCCUAAAGCAUUACCUAAAGAUGCAUCUGGAAACGAUAAGAAUAGCGACGAGGAAAACAACAAUCCUAGCAAGGCAAACAGUUCUAAAUAUACUUCAAAUGAUUUGGUUGAGUGUCGCAUGCUUGAUUUUAGUGAAUGCGGAACACCAGAAAAGGGUGAUAGCAGCAAAUCCUCAGCUAGUGAGCAAUGAGCUUCUCAACCGCUUCACAUUUUUCGAAGGAUUGUAGAUAGUCCAUUGUCAAUCAUGGCUUCGGCUGUUCAGGCUUCGUUAUAUAUGUAUGUAUGUACCAUUUGUAAGAUCAGUUCGUCAUUAUCAGUUCCUAGACUUCAUUUGUAAUUGACUCAUUUAAAAAUUCUUCUUGUAAUAACAAAAUUACAAUGACAAAAAAUGGUCCGGCUUUUCUCCCGAAUCGUUACUUAUGUUAUCUUACAGUACUUAUAGAGAAGUACUAAAAUGGGAAAGAGCAAAUUUUGGAUUAUUUUUCUCA
This is a messenger RNA of Trifolium pratense (red clover), 3704 nucleotides long. Its product is annotated as transcription factor MYB3R-1-like. Gene Ontology annotation, biological process: regulation of DNA-templated transcription. Gene Ontology annotation, molecular function: RNA polymerase II cis-regulatory region sequence-specific DNA binding; DNA-binding transcription factor activity, RNA polymerase II-specific. The record is from RefSeq and is a predicted model, not a curated record. NCBI's taxonomy places the organism in Eukaryota, Viridiplantae, Streptophyta, Magnoliopsida, Fabales, Fabaceae. The transcript has 12 exons. Gene Ontology annotation, cellular component: nucleus. The coding region runs from base 464 to 3406 and encodes 980 amino acids.